AUGUCCUCCCACAAAGAUGAACUCCUUGCCAAAAAGGCGCGUCUCGCCGAACUCAAGCGGCAACGAGCAUUACGCGAGGAGCAAUAUACCUCUGGACGCCACAGCAUCGGGGAGGCACCCUCCCCAAGCAGGACCGCGGAGGAGCGUAAAAAUGAGGUCAACAAUAUAUUAUCUGAGAUAUUCGGGCGACAACGAGAUUCAACAGCCUCUGACAAGAGAAGAGCAAGUCGGCCCAACUCUCUACAAGGCACCGGCCAGAUCACUCCCCAGUCCGACCUCGAACCCUCACCUCGAGUGUUGAUGCAAUCCAUGUCCACACAGACUGACUCGGCUCCAUCUGCACCCCCACUCUAUGAGCAACCUUCCUCUACGACGGAACCCGUGGUUGCUAAACGCGAAUAUAUUACCUACAAUAAAGGUGUACAGACCGAGGCAUACCUAGACGACACUCCGCAAUCACAGAGCAAUUCUGAUGAUGAACAACCGGUGCGCUCUAAAAAGCGACUCAGUAGGCGGGAGCAAGAAAGAGACGAAGAGAUAAGAUUGAGCCUGCGAAAGGAGAUCGAGGAAGAGGUGAGGGACACACUCAACAGAGAGCCUGCACCAUUUUCAUCCGCAUCGUCUCAUCAACGCUUCCCCCUUCGAACCUUGACCAAUACCGAGUUGAACGCGGUUGUUGCCUCCUCUGAAUUUGUUUCAUUCGUCGAGCGAUCUUCCAAAGUCAUUGAGCGAGCCUUGGAUUUGGACGACGAAUAUGAUCUGUUGACUGAUUAUACCCGAACGUCCACCCUGGAUGAUAGCGAUGACGAUAUGAAUUAUGCACGAUCGAGCAAAAAGUCCCAUUCCUUACGUGAAUCAUUUCAAUUAUUUUCCGACCGACAUUCGCGAAGACGAAUCGUCUCAGACAUACAAUUCUCACCACAUUUCAACGAACUCCUCUUAUCCUCCUACACCAAGAACCCGUCCGCCCCCCAUGAACCUGCAGGCCUGGUUCUUCUGUGGAAUACUCACGCCCCGUCCAGUCCAGAAUACCAUUUUACAGCUUCGUCAGAUGUGCUCUCAGCCCGCUUUUCACCAUUCCACCCCAAUCUCGUCAUUGGGGGUUGUUAUUCUGGCCAGAUAUGCCUCUGGGAUACAAGAUCUUCUGGUAGAACAGGUCAACCAGUCCAGAAAACCCCCCAAUCAGGCUCACAUCUCGGACACACUCAUCCUGUCUACAGUAUAAAUGUGGUGGGGACCCCCAAUGCUCAUAAUAUUCUGACCGCGUCCAUGGAUGGCGUCGUUUGCUCAUGGUCUGUCGAUAUGUUAACCCAAGCACAAGAAUACCUGGUUCUCAAUACUCCACCUCCAGCCCGGACUGACGAUCUUGCACCGACGAGUAUGAGCUUCCCAGCAUCUGACCCAACCUUCUUCGUUGUCGGUACUGAGGAAGGGUCAAUUUAUCCAUGCCACCGCUACGAUCGAGCGGGCGCUCAAGCUGGAGUGGACAAUCGUGUGGCUUACCGCGGCCAUAAAGCACCAGUCAUGAGUUCUCAAUUUCACCCAACACGCGGGCCCCUGGAUCUAGGUGAUCUCCUGCUCAGUUCAAGCUCCGAUUGGAGUAUCAAGCUCUGGCGGGUCAAGCCUGCCGCAAGUUCUGUUGCAACAGUGGCAGACAAAGAUCCCGUAGUCCGACCUAUUCUUGAUAUCGCACGUGAGGAUCUAGUAUAUGACACCAAGUGGGCCCCAUACAAGCCAUCCGUGUUUGCGUGUGUCACAGGUUCUGGUGAUCUUGAAGUCUUCGACUUGAGCUACGACCUCGAAGUGCCCAUCACCAAAGCCAGCCCGACUCGAGGUAAGAGUGGUAUUGUACCUUUCAAAGGACUGAACAAACUUGCAUGGGAGGAGAAGCGUGGAAGUCAAAUUGCGGUUGGAGGCCUCGAUGGGGUAGUAACCGUCUUUGAUGUGGGCAAAGGUCUGCAGGGCGGAAAUACCGAGAUUAACGAAGAAGACUGGAAGGGAAUGAAGCGGCUGGUGACCAGAUUGGAAGGUGCCGGAGCGAAAUGA
This is a messenger RNA of Exophiala bonariae, 2046 nucleotides long. RefSeq lists its product as uncharacterized. The transcript is spliced from 2 exons. Gene Ontology annotation, molecular function: dynein heavy chain binding; dynein light chain binding. Gene Ontology annotation, cellular component: cytoplasmic dynein complex. The record is from RefSeq and is a predicted model, not a curated record. The coding region runs from base 1 to 2046 and encodes 681 amino acids. Gene Ontology annotation, biological process: transport along microtubule. Lineage: Eukaryota; Fungi; Ascomycota; Eurotiomycetes; Chaetothyriales; Herpotrichiellaceae.